Molecule: messenger RNA, 3934 nt
Organism: Bactrocera dorsalis (oriental fruit fly)
Lineage: Eukaryota; Metazoa; Arthropoda; Insecta; Diptera; Tephritidae
Product: G-box-binding factor
Exons: 1
Coding region: 1-621 (206 amino acids)
Source: RefSeq, a predicted model, not a curated record
AUGCUGCGCAACGUGAACGUGAACGCCGCCACUGGUAGCAGCAGCAUCUUUGGUAGUGCCGCCGCGGCUGCAGCAGCGGCUGCUGGUCUCAAUACGCUGCACAAUCCGAAUAUUGGCGGCAAUAUUGGCAGCAGCAGCGGCGGCAGCGGCACCAGCAACAGCAAUGGGAAUACACAUGAUAUACACCUGGAGCAACAUCAUCACCAUCAUCAUCAUGGCGCCACGCACCAUCAUCCGCACCAUCAGCAAUUGACGCAUCCGCAUGCGGCGCAUCAAUUGAUGCAACAACAACAACGUAAAGCCUAUCUUAAGUCCAUGCAACAACACUACCAACAACAGCAGCAACACAGCGCCAGCAGUACUUCCAGUGCGCACAAACUCAGCGCGCACCAACAGCAAUUGCUGCAAAGUCAGCUGACGCCGCCAGAGCUGCAGGAUGACGCAUCGAACAUCACAACCGAUCUGAACGAAGAGCAACAACUGCAACUACAACAGGCGGCGCAGCAACAGCACCAGCAAUUGUAUAACAAUUAUCAACAGUACGCGGCGGCCGCCUCCUAUCGCAACUGGAACCACGGCUUGGCGCUAAAUGGCGCGGCAGCAUUGCAGAAUCUGCUGUAGUGUUGCCAACACUGAACAUGCGUGCGCUGACAAAGCACUGCUUUGUUGCCUGGCGCAUCGUCUACCCAACUGCCUUGCAAGCGGUUGCUGUUGCAAUUAGCGUACAGUUGGCGACCUGCGCGCGUACGCCAGUUAUUAGUGCGCGCGGUUAGCUGGCGCGGCUGCUUCUUGGUGCAUGGUUUUCCGCUGGUAGCGCGGUUGUGCUGUGGACGCCGUUGUUCUGUGCUAUUUUUGGCGCGCUUUUGUGCGCAUGCGGCGUGGGACCAGCGCGGCUGUGCGCGCGCGGUGAGAUUGUUGUUCGCAUAUACACAUUUAUGGUUCAAUGCACAUAACUCUUGAAAGUAAGAUGUUGUAAAUAUGUAUUUAGUCUAGGUAUACUCUUUAUUAUUUUUAACUUUUCUAUGAUUUUGUUCCACACACAACUGUCCCCUUACAGGCCUUAAUUAGACUACAGUAUCUCAUUUAGUUUCUCUUCUGGCUAUUGGUGCCAGUUUUGAGCUUGUAGAUAUGUACAUUUUGCUCAUGCUAACUUCUUUAUAUUUGACAUUUGCUGUACUUUUGUUUGUAUGUAUGUAAAGUGCAGCUGGAUUUCUUCGUCAUGUAAGCAGCAAUCAAAAGUGAUGUAGUUGUAAGCGAAAAUGUUUUCCAAUUUAAGAAAUAAUAAUUUCAAAUUAUGAUUGAUUCAUAAAAAGUCCCCAAAUACCGCCCAAUAUUUGAUAUAUUGCGCGUAGGAAAACAGCAAGUUUUUCAAUUUCGAUUUAGGCGCCUUUGCAUUUACGCUUUAUGCGCGCCUUUUGAGAAAGUUCACAGCUAAACCCUGGCAGGUUUUCCCUUUGACACAACUUCCGUGCCAUGUAUGUAAACACUCUUUUGUCUGUGUAUGUAUAGAUAAUUGAAGGAAUCUGCAGAGCAAGAAAAAAUAUGAAAAGUAAUAAUUAUAGUAUAACAGUAAUAUUUUUUAUACAAAAUAUUAAUUUUUAAGUGCUGUAUAUUUAAUUAUGCAAAUAUAUUUUUUAGUUUUAUAAUCGCAAAUACUAUUAUAUAUUAUCCUUCCAAGGUUUUUAUUUUAUUUUGUAAGUUCACUGUCUCUUAUUAUUAUGUUUUUAGUGUAGCUAUGUUAUGCGCCAAACACUUUAAUAUGUACGCGAUAACACAAUGCAAGUGCAAUUGAUGUAAAUUUGAAGAAAAAAAGAAAUACUUUUAUAUAUAAGUGGAAAAUUCACGUGAUCGCGAGUCGAUUAACGCUAACUAAAUUCGAAUUGAAAUGAUCAAAAACCAAAAAAAGAAUCUUCAGCAAAUUUAUAACUAAAAUUAUGUUAACGGUUUAGUGUUUUUAAGUUUUUAGUACGAUGCGCUUUCUAAUUUUAGAGCAUAAUAAAUAAAAAAAGAAUGUUUCCAAAAAAUUAACUGUCAUAUACACUUACAUUAGGGGUGCCCUCAAUUUUUUGUGGUUAUGUUUUGUUUUUCUAAAUUUACAAAAUGUUUAUUUUUGCAAAAAAUGAGUUGCCAUAUACAUACAUUAGGGGCGUCCUUAAUAUAUUUUGGUUUUGAUUUUAUAAUUUAAGAAAAAUAUUUGUGUUUGUAAAAAAUUAGCAGGCAUAUACACAUAUUAGGGGUGUACAUAAUUCACCUAAUUUUUGUUUUGCUCUUCAAAUUUAGCAGAAUAAUAUUGUUCAACAUUUAUUUCAUUUUUUUUUUUGAAUAAUAGUCACACGUUAGGGGUGUCCUUAAUUCACUGCAUUUUUGUUUCGCUUUUUUAUUUCUAUAGAAUAAUAUUUCUUUAUUUUUUGCAAAAAGUUGGCAGUCAUAUAUAUACGUACAUUAGGGGUGUCCAUAAUUUCCUGCAAUUUUGUUUAGCUCUUCUAAUUUUGCAGUGUAAUACUAUUUUAUUUUUUACAAAAAGUGAGCAGUUAUGUCGUACGUACAUUAGGGGUGUCCAUAACAUAAUGUAUCCUUGUUUUGCUUACAUUAACUUACAAAUGUAAAAUAAAUAUGCAAAAAAAUUAUAUAAAAAUAUGUUUUUUAUUUGCUUUAUGAAAUGUUCAGCAGAAAUAUUAACAAUUUUAUGAAACAUUCUAAAAAAAUAAAAUAAAAUAUUAACAAAAAAAUUUGUGAAAAUGCCGAAAAAUAAAAUUUCAAUCAACUUCAAACAGUUUCAGUUUCAGUCGAGUGUGUCUAUUUGCCAUUGUGAUAUGCACUGUAAUUUAGCUCACACAAUUCUGCAAAAGAAAAAAAUAAAUUUCAACUAGAACAAAAGUAUGAUAAAGAUGCAAUUUUGUUUAGCCACUAUGCGAAUGUACAUAUUACAGUUAAGUUCAGAUAAUUUUAAAAAAUAAAAUAUUUUUUUUUUAUAUUAUAAUUUAAUAAAUAAUAAAAAAAUUUUAUAAUUUCACCAGAAUAAUUUUUUGAAAUGUAUUUACUCACAAAAUAAAUACUAACUUUUUUUGAAUACUGAAAAUUUUCCAUUAUAUUUUUUUUGACAACUUUAACAAAAUAAAUUAAAUUUUAAAUAUGUAAAUAUGAAAAAAAAUAAUUACAAAUUUUUUGCUUAUAUAUUUAAAAAAUAAAAUGAAUUUAUUUUUAUAAUUUCCCCAAAAUUUUUUUUUUAAUUUUUUUGGUAACUUCGACAAAAUAAAUUUUUGUAAAUAUGUAAAUAUAUAAAAAAAUAAUUAAUUUUUUCCACAUUUUUUAAAUAUGUAAAUACUUAAAAAAUAUUUUUUUGUUUUCAAAAAUAAAAUAAAAGGACAUGCCUAAUGUGUAUAUCAUUAUGUACAUGUAUGUAUAUAAAAUAAAUCCACAAAUGCCUACAAUAAUUUAAAUUAGCACAAAAAUGCAAGGCCAAUGAAUUUCCAGCUGACUUCUUAUACCUUUUUAUAUAAAAACUUAAAAACCCGAGCAAAGAAUUGGUAAAAAUACAAAAACUGCAUGUAAAAAGCAACAAAGUUGCAAAAACGCUAUCAAAAUAAAAUUAAAAACUGUAAAUUGCCGGCGCUCUGAGAAAACACACGCACACUAAAUGCGAAUGAAAAACAAUAGCAAAAACAAAAACAACAAAAAACACAGAAAGUGCAUCAACUUAAUAAUAGCAUGUAUAUAUGUAUGUAAAAAAUAUUGCAAAUGAAUUAAACAUUUUUUCACGAAAGCUUAGCUAAAUGCAAUAAAAACUAUGAACGAAUGACGUCGGUUAAUCCGUUAGGUUACCUAAUUAAUUAUAUAUAGUAUACCAUUAAACAGUUAAUAUGUAAGCACAGGCAAACGAAAAUACAUCUUAUGUAAGAAAAAAAAACUAACAAAAACAAAAAAAAAAAAACAA